Molecule: messenger RNA, 1638 nt
Organism: Recurvomyces mirabilis
Lineage: Eukaryota; Fungi; Ascomycota; Dothideomycetes; Mycosphaerellales; Teratosphaeriaceae
Exons: 2
Coding region: 1-1638 (545 amino acids)
Source: RefSeq, a predicted model, not a curated record
AUGAAGAUUAUACCAACGACCACGCUCACACUCCAGCGUCGGGUAGAAGAUCUGGAAGUCCAGCUCGCAGAGAAGGACGCCAAGAUCCUCCGACUUGAGGAGACUCUCAAGCAGAAAAGUCGAAAUGUGAUCACUUCUCGAAAGGACAGCCUGACGUCCAUCAGAUCCGAGACCAGCUUUCGAUCCAGCAUAACGACUACAAGACGUCGCUCGGUCGCCGUCAGUACCCCGGGUCCAGCUCUUGACGCGGAAAGAAGUCUCUCGGCCAUGGAUGCCGCAACCACAAGUCUCCCAUCACCAUUAUAUCAUGACGGACAGUUGAUCAAAGAAGCCAACUUUAUCAAAUCGACGUGGUCUACCAUUUACAGGACCAGAGGGAAGUACCGCCCCAGAGAUCAGGACAACAGCGAGGAAAAUGGCAACGAUGUCAGCCCGAUCGAGUCGUUGCCUGGCCCCUGGGACCCGUCAGAAGCCAACACCACGUGGAGCGAGCUAGCCCCAGCCGGAAUCGAACCGACUUCCGUCUGCACCACCUGCGCAAAGCUAGAAUGGAGCGACUCCCACCCCCAAGCCCAGUCCCUAGAAAACCGUUCCCGCCUCUACCCACACACCCGCGACCCCUUUUACAACCCCAAAAACCCAGCAUCCGACAUGUACCCUCCCAACCGCCUGAUGUCGCGGCUCCUGCGCCGAGCUCUUCGCCUCGCGCAAGAAACAGUCUGGACUGCUUUCCGCGCGCACUGGCCUGAAGAACAGCGCCGACGGUACCUCGAAGGGCCAGAGGAGGUAAAACUCGGCUUUGACGAAGUGGAAAGCGCAUUGCGACACUGGUCCUGGGGUGUAGCAAAAGAAGGUGAGGUGGAGAAAUGUGGCUACGGCAGGAAAGCGGCGUAUUCCGCCAUGUCAAAUAUGUCAUACCUCCGCAACGCAGUCUGUCAUCCCGACUGGCGAACACCAUGGAGCGUUGACUCCCUCCUCCGCGACGCCCAAGCCCUGGCCGUCACCAUGCGAGACGAACCUCGAGCUUUCAAGAUCCGGGCCCUACGAGAUGAAUUGCAAGCCGCUCAACUGCAAGCCCAUGACGAAUUGCUCUCCUUCGUGGGUCUCGCCUCCCUGCCCGGAGCGAAACCCUGGUCCCUGCAUCACCAGCGCCUGUUCGCGGAUGUGACACACGAUAUUAGCACAUCAAGCCCGGGAAAGUAUGAUCAUAUCCUACUCCGAGCAGCCAAAGAGUGGGAGACCAAGUACAUCCGCCCGGGCCAACUAGAUCCCUCGUACCUCAAUCGCGCCGAGCGUGCAGCCGACAACAUCGAAGUCCCCGAAAAGGCGGACAGAGAGAACAUGGCCAGACUGAGACAGAUCCAGCGGGUAACGAGAAGCAUGUAUCCAAAACGAUACGAGCAAGCGCGGAAGUAUAUGCAGGAGACACCGGGGCAUGGACGGCGGGCGAGUCUGCCGGGUGCAAUGCCAGGUGUUCCGGGGAAUGUGCUUGAAUUGAAACGUGAGUCUGUUGCGGAUAUUGUUGAGCAGAGGAGGAACAUAGAGCGAGAAGUGAAGGAGUUGAGCCCAGAACAGGAGGAGAGUGCCAAAGCUGCAUGGCCAGCUUUUGUAGAGGCGAAGACGGAGGUACACUGGUGA